UCGCAUGGAGACGGACGACAGGAAGUUUCCUCUCGAACUGGGCGCUCUGGAGCUCGCUGCAGGAACUCUAUAGCUUCCUGCGCAGAUGAGCAGCCGCAUAUUGGAAAUUACAGACUCCUUAAAACGAUUGGAAAGGGGAACUUUGCAAAAGUAAAACUGGCAAGGCACAUCCUAACUGGCAGAGAGGUUGCCAUAAAAAUAAUUGACAAAACACAGCUGAACCCAACUAGUCUACAAAAGCUCUUUAGAGAAGUAAGAAUAAUGAAGAUCUUAAAUCAUCCAAAUAUAGUGAAGCUAUUUGAAGUCAUUGAAACUGAAAAAACUCUCUAUUUAAUAAUGGAAUAUGCAAGUGGGGGAGAAGUGUUCGACUAUCUGGUUGCACAUGGAAGAAUGAAGGAGAAGGAGGCUAGAGCUAAAUUUAGACAGAUAGUAUCUGCAGUGCAGUAUUGCCAUCAAAAGCAUAUUGUUCAUAGAGAUCUCAAGGCCGAAAAUCUAUUGCUAGAUGCAGAUAUGAACAUUAAAAUAGCUGACUUCGGUUUUAGUAACGAGUUUACAGUUGGAAAUAAACUGGACACCUUUUGUGGCAGCCCACCAUAUGCUGCUCCAGAGCUCUUUCAAGGGAAAAAAUAUGAUGGACCUGAAGUUGAUGUUUGGAGUUUAGGUGUUAUUCUUUAUACCCUUGUGAGUGGAUCUCUUCCUUUCGAUGGACAGAACUUAAAGGAACUUAGAGAAAGAGUCCUAAGGGGAAAAUACAGGAUUCCUUUCUACAUGUCCACAGACUGUGAAAACCUCCUCAAACGUUUCCUGGUGCUAAACCCAACAAAAAGAGGCACUCUGGAGCAAAUUAUGAAGGACAGGUGGAUCAAUGCAGGGCAUGAGGAGGAUGAACUUAAACCUUUUGUUGAACCAGAACUAGACAUCUCGGACCAGAAAAGAAUAGAUAUUAUGGUAGGAAUGGGAUAUUCUCAAGAGGAAAUUCAAGAAUCCCUUAGUAAAAUGAAGUAUGAUGAAAUCACAGCUACAUACUUACUGCUAGGAAGAAAAUCGUCAGAGUUGGAUGCAAGUGAUUCAAGCUCCAGCAGCAAUCUUUCACUUGCCAAAGUUAGGCCAAGUAGUGAUCUUAAUAAUAGCACUGGACAAUCUCCUCAUCACAAAGUUCAGAGAAGCAUAUCUUCUAGCCAGAAACAGCGGCGGUACAGUGAUCACGCUGGACCAUCCAUCCCCUCAGUAGUGGCAUAUCCCAAAAGAAGCCAGACUAGUACUACAGACAGUGACCUCAAAGAGGAAGGAAUUCAGUCCAGAAAAUCCAGCAGUAGUGCUGUUGCAGGAAGAGGAAUUGCACCAGCUAGUCCAAUGCUUGGAAAUGCCAGUAAUCCCAAUAAAGCUGAUAUUCCUGAACGUAAGAAAAGUUCAGCUGUUCCUAGUAAUAAUACUGCCCCUGGAGCAAUGACACGGCGCAACACAUACGUUUGUAGUGAAAGAACCACUGCUGAUAGGCAUUCAGUGAUACAAAAUGGCAAGGAGAACAGCCUGACAGAAAUGUUCGCUUACGCAGCUAGCCCUGCUUCAGUUUGUACUACAUCCUUCUCCAGUGUUCGGCUGCGACAUCAGAAGUCGAUGUCCAUGUCAGCCUCUGUGCACACGAAGAUGAUGUUGCCUCCAAUAGACAAUGGCGCAGAUAACUUCAGGCCUAUCACUAUUCCCGAUCAAAGAACUCCUGUUGCUUCAACUCACAGCAUUAGCAGUGCAACCACACCUGAUCGUAUUCGUUUCCCCAGAGGAACGGCUAGUCGGAGCACUUUCCAUGGCCAGCUCAGAGAGCGACGUACUGCUACCUACAAUGGACCGCCAGCCUCUCCCAGUCUGUCCCAUGAAGCAACACCACUCUCUCAGACUCGAACCAGGGGUUCCACUAAUCUAUUUAGUAAACUAACUUCAAAACUAACAAGAAGGCUCCCGACUGAAUAUGAGAGGAACGGGAGAUUUGAGGGCUCAAGCCGCAAUGUAGCUGUGGAUCAGAAGGACGAGAACAAGGAAGCCAAGCCUCGGUCGCUGCGUUUUACCUGGAGCAUGAAAACCACCAGCUCCAUGGAUCCCAAUGACAUGAUGAGGGAAAUACGAAAGGUCCUGGAUGCCAAUAAUUGUGACUAUGAACAAAGAGAGCGUUUCUUGCUUUUCUGUGUCCAUGGAGAUGGGCACGCGGAAAACCUUGUACAGUGGGAGAUGGAGGUGUGUAAACUGCCAAGACUGUCCCUGAACGGAGUUCGCUUUAAGCGGAUAUCGGGAACAUCCAUAGCUUUUAAAAACAUUGCUUCCAAAAUUGCCAAUGAGUUAAAGCUGUAACAAGAAAAAUAGUUAAGUUGUAAAUUAGUUAGCAAUUUCAAGUGUUUUUGAGAAUUCCGAUGGAAAUGUAUAGAAUAACAUUUAGGCAAUAACUUCUGCAUCCUUCUGAAUAGUGAUAUUAAAAAAAAAAAGCUGCUGAGCUGGGAGGGAGAGUUGGACUUUUUUAUAAAAGUGCACUACAGCAUUAAAGUUGCCUACUAUGUAAAAUAUUACCCCUUCUGCUUUAUUUCCAUUGCUCCUGUCUUUGACAACAAAUUGAAACACAGAAUAUAUUCAUUUAAAUAUGCCUCCUGUUUGUGUGGAUGUGUGAAUGUACAGUAUGUGUGUAUAAUAUAUAAAGUAUUAUAUGUAAUUCAUUUACGACAUCGAGCUGUACCAGUACCUCUUUUGGGGCUAAUUUUGGUGCUACAAAUUGAAAUGGCCAAGGAGGAAACACUUGAGUUAAUAUUUAAUAUAACUGAAGCGAUAACCAGUAGAUGCAGGUUUACAGUUCACUGCUGUGUUAAGGAAAACGAAAAAGUGUGUGAAGGGUUUGGAUUUACGGUUUUGAACAUUAUUAGUCCUGUUUUCUAAGUAGAUCUCAUGAGAUUAUUAAAAAUUCACUUUUACUGAGUAA
Molecule: messenger RNA, 2959 nt
Organism: Tauraco erythrolophus (red-crested turaco)
Lineage: Eukaryota; Metazoa; Chordata; Aves; Musophagiformes; Musophagidae
Source: RefSeq, a predicted model, not a curated record